This is a messenger RNA of Psammomys obesus (fat sand rat), 3484 nucleotides long. It is a transcript of the gene Ufl1, whose product is annotated as UFM1 specific ligase 1. The record is from RefSeq and is a predicted model, not a curated record. NCBI's taxonomy places the organism in Eukaryota, Metazoa, Chordata, Mammalia, Rodentia, Muridae. Gene Ontology annotation, molecular function: UFM1 ligase activity. The transcript is spliced from 20 exons. Gene Ontology annotation, biological process: response to endoplasmic reticulum stress; regulation of proteasomal ubiquitin-dependent protein catabolic process; protein K69-linked ufmylation. Gene Ontology annotation, cellular component: endoplasmic reticulum membrane. The coding region runs from base 21 to 2402 and encodes 793 amino acids.
CCGGGGCGAGCGAGGCAGUGAUGGCGGACGCCUGGGAGGAGAUCCGGCGGCUGGCUGCUGACUUCCAGCGGGCGCAGUUUGCGGAGGCCACGCAGAGGUUGUCAGAGCGGAACUGCAUUGAAAUUGUGAAUAAGUUAAUAUCUCAGAAACAGCUAGAAGUAGUUCAUACACUUGAUGGGAAAGAAUAUAUCACUCCAGCCCAGAUCAGUAAAGAAAUGAGAGAUGAGCUACAUGUCCGAGGUGGUCGAGUAAACAUUGUCGACUUACAGCAGGUUAUUAAUGUGGAUCUAACUCAUAUUGAAAGUAGAGUAGGUGACAUUAUUAAAUCAGAGAAAAAUGUCCAGAUGGUGUUGGGACAACUAAUAGAUGAGAACUAUCUGGAUCAAUUAUCAGAAGAGGUGAAUGAUAAAUUACAAGAAAGUGGUCAAGUAACCAUCUCAGAACUGUGUAAAACCUAUGAUCUUCCUGGAGAUUUUCUGACACAGGCUUUAACACAGCGACUUGGUCGAAUUAUCAAUGGCCAUAUUGACCUUGAUAACAGAGGAGUAAUUUUCACUGAGGCCUUUGUAGCUCGCCAUAAAGCACGCAUCCGUGGACUCUUUAGUGCUAUUACCAGGCCUACAGCAGUGAAUUCUUUGAUUUCAAAAUAUGGAUUUCAGGAGCAGCUCCUUUACUCUGUGCUUGAGGAGCUUGUUAGCACUGGUCGCUUACGGGGCACUGUGGUUGGUGGACGACAGGAUAAAGCCGUGUUUGUCCCUGACAUCUACUCCAGGACACAGAGUGCUUGGGUGGAUGCCUUUUUCAGGCAGAAUGGCUAUCUAGAAUUUGAUGCUUUGUCUAGACUUGGGAUCCCAGAUGCUGUGAACUAUAUAAAGAAAAGGUAUAAGAACGCUCAGCUCUUGUUUUUGAAGGCAGCCUGUGUUGGUCAAGCACUCGUGGACCAAGUGGAAGCAUCAGUAGAAGAAGCCAUCAGUUCUGGAACGUGGGUUGAUAUUUCUCCUCUGCUACCCAGUUCUUUGUCAACUGAAGAUGCUGCUAUGCUGCUUCAGCAGGUGAUGAGACCAUUCAGCAAGCAAGCUUCCGCUGUAAUCUUUAGUGACACAGUUGUGGUCAGUGAAAAAUUUGUAAGUGACUGUACAGAACUGUUCAGCGAACGAAUGCGCCAGAAAGCUGAGAAGGAAAUGAAAAAUAAUCCUGUGCAUUUAAUCACUGAAGAAGAUCUGAAACAAAUUUCCAUUUUAGAAAGUGUUAAUACAAAUAAAAAGGAUAAAAAAGAUGAGCGCAGGAAGAAAGCAACAGAGGGUACUGGAAGUGUGAGAGGAGGAGGAGGGGGAAAUGCCAGAGAAUACAAAAUUAAAAAAGUGAAGAAGAAGGGAAGAAGAGAUGAUGAUAGUGGUGAUGAAUCUCAGUCAUCUCAUGCUGGAAAGAAGAAGCCGGACGUCACGUUUAUGUUCCAGGACGAAAUUGAAGAUUGCUUAAGGAAACACGUGCAAGAUGCCCCUGAGGAGUUUGUUUCGGAACUCGCAGAAUACUUAAUAAAACCUCUUAAUAAAAUAUAUCUUGAGGUGGUACGUUCAGUGUUCUUGUCUUCAACUUCUGCUUCUGGAACUGGCAGAAAACGUACAAUCAAGGACUUACAAGAAGAGGUUUCAAACCUGUACAAUAAUAUCAGAUUAUUUGAAAAGGGGAUGAAAUAUUUUUCAGAUGACACACAGACCGCGCUUACCAAGCACUUGCUGAAGACAGUGUGUACCGACAUCACUAACCUCAUGUUCAACUUCCUAGCCUCAGAUUUAAUGAUGGCAGUAGAGGACCCUGCAGCCAUCACUAGUGAGAUAAGGAAAAAAAUUUUAAGUAAAUUGACGGAAGAAACCAAAGUAGCUCUCACAAAACUCCACAACUCUCUGAAUGAAAAAAGCAUAGAAGACUUCCUUUCUUGUCUGGAUUCUGCAACAGAAGCUUGUGACAUUAUGGUGAAAAAAGGAGACAAAAAAAGGGAAAGGCAAAUACUAUUCCAGCAUCGGCAGGCGCUGGCUGAACAGCUGAAGGUCACAGAAGACCCUGCUCUUAUUUUGCACCUCACGUCAGUCCUGUUAUUUCAGUUCUCAACCCACAGCAUGCUCCAUGCACCUGGAAGAUGUGUCCCACAAAUCAUUGCUUUUCUGCACAACAGAAUCCCAGAGGAUCAACAUUCUCUCUUGGUAAAAUAUCAAGGUUUGGUUGUGAAGCAAUUAGUCAGUCAAAAUAAGAAGAGUGGGCAAGGAGAGGAUCCAUCCAGGGACGUAUUAGACAAGGAACAGCAUGACAUCAGCAGUACUAGUCGGAAAGAGCUUCAGGAACUGUCUUUAUCCAUUAAGGACCUUGUUCUCAAGUCCAGGAAGUCAUCUGUGACAGAGGAGUAAUGCUGCUAGUUACCUCUUAUUAUAGAGUAGAAGACCUUCUGCAAGAGUGUUUCAGAGGCCUUGGACGUGGUUUACCAAGUGAGAACACUGAGGAAGCAUGUAUUCUCAGAAAGCAGCCACAGGCACAGUGAGGGAACACACAAGGGGCACCAGCAAACAGGGCAGGGCACUUUGCGUGUCGAGGUGGCUAAGACAACAGAGGUGUUUCUUUGAUUAGCCCUGCGUAGAUUUCUAAGGUUGGUUUGUUUGGUUUCUGUGGCUGAUUUCACCCUGAGUUCUUUGAUGGAACCUGUGUAUUAAGUAGCUGGGCCAUUCUAAUGAACACAGAAUCUGUGUGUUUAAACCAUGCAGAACUUUAUUCUAAAAGUAGAAAUUUUUAAAAGUUGUGUUUUUGUUUUCUGUGAUUAUUGUUUAAGACUUAUUAAAACAGUUUCUUAGAACAAUAGUUUAAAUCAAGUAACUCCUAAGCGACGUCUUAUUACUAGUCAAAAUUUAGUUAUUUGAAACCAAAAUGUUUAAAGAAUGCUGUUUUAUAUAAUGCCUUAUACAUUGUUGAAAUUUUUAUAUUUUAAGAUGUUUAAAUACAAAGAUAAGACUACCUCUUUUCUGAAAUGUCAAAGUGUUAAUAUUGCAUGGAAAUAAUUACUAAGGUAGAUAAGUACUGGCUUUUUUUUUUUUCCCCCAGCAGCACAGGGAUGUUUUAUAACUUUAGUUCCAGGAAAUCCAAUGCUUUCUGGCCUCUGCAGACACCAACCAUACACAGGGGGUAUGAGAUUUUAUGCAAGCAAAAUACCUAUACACAUAAAUAAACAUAACAAAUGAUUUCACAUUUAUGUAAUUUUUAUUGCUUAUUUCUAUAUAAGCAAAGAAAGAAAAGUGGUAAAUUCUCCUGACCCCAAAAUCAUCUCUUUUUUUUUUAAUUCAGCUUUCAAAUUCAUACUCAGCUUACUCAACUUUUGUUUAAUAAUGUUAUUUAUGUUACAAAAAAUACCAAAGUAACCAUAUUUGCUCCACACUCAACUGUUAAAAUAAAUACAAUGUGAACUCAAUUUAAUAUACAAAAUAAACUAUAAAAAUAUAAA